CUGUCAAGCUGGUCACCACCAGUUACCAAACGUGAAACUUGGAACACAAAUGUAGACUCCCACGCCCAUACCUCCCUCUUAUCCCUAUCCUUAAAAUCUCACACAUCACCUCCACCCCACUACACCGAGAAUUUCUCCCUGUGUUGAAAAGCUGCAAAAGUUGUCUUGAAUCACAGCAAAAUCUAUUACACCUCUUACCCGCCCCCCUUAACUCUUUCCUCCUUUUUUCCCCUUUUACUCCACUCCUAUAAGCACACGCUUCCAUGAGCAGUCCUCUUAAUUGAGACUCUUGAAUCAGAGCCCUCAUGAGAAGGCAAUCUCUAAACUUCCUGCAAACCCGCCAUAACUUUUUCUCCUUUCUUCCAUCAAGAUAGUCCUCGGUGGUGUUUCAGUACCACCUCUAGCCUCCUUUUCUUUCUUUCAUUCCCUCGCAUUAACAUAUCUCUCUCUUCAUGGCCAAACCACAAUCUCACGCUCUCUUCCUGUUUCUGCUGCUGCUUCUUGUCAAUGCAUGCCAUCCCUCCCACCAAAACCAAAACAAGAUAAGCCUCAACGAUCUCGCGGCUCUAGCAGCCAUAAAAGACAGCCUUACGGACAUUCCAGGCUCAAACUUCUUCUCCACCUGGGACUUCACCUCACCAGAUCCCUGCUCCACCUUCUCUGGCAUUACUUGCUCUCUCAACCGAGUCACCAUCCUCACACUCGGCACUGGUCUCUCUAGCACACCUGGACUGGCUGGUUUCCUCUCCCCUUCCCUCUCCAACCUCACAGAAUUAACCCAACUCAUCCUCUACCCCGGCAUCGUCACCGGUCCUAUCCCUCCUCAACUGGGUCGACUCAGCAACCUCCGAGUCCUCUCAUUAACCAACAAUCGGUUAAAAGGUCCCAUUCCCAGUUCAUUGUCCUCACUCCCCAACCUGCACACUCUCGAUCUGAGUUACAACCAGCUCACCGGGUCAAUCCCGGCAGGUCUCUUCAUCGAGUUGGCCCAGUUGAAAGUCAUGAUUCUGGCUUCAAACCAGUUAUCCGGCGAGUUGCCAAGAAUGGUGUCAGCAGAGAUUCUGCAUUUAGAUUUGAAAGACAACAAAUUAACAGGGACAUUGCCGUUAAGGCUGCCGUCAACGAUCCGUUACUUGUCAGCAUCGAAGAACAUGAUGGGGGGCCCACUCAACGGCCUACAAUCGUUAUCGGAGUUAGAGUUUCUCGACUUAAGCAUGAACCAAUUCAGUGGGCCCAUACCUUCCUCUCUCCUGAGGCCCACUCUCUCUUCCUUGUUUUUGCAACGGAACAAUUUAUCGGGUGGAGUCCCAUCACCGUCACCACCACCAUCAUCAAUGUACGGUGAGGGGUCGAUCGUGGACCUGAGCCACAAUUUCCUGACUGGUGACUUGUCACCGGUUCUGGCUGCGGUGGAGACAUUGUUCUUGAAUAACAACCAUCUGAUGGGUAGGGUUCCUGAGGAGUACGUGAAGAGCGUGUAUGGAGGCAGCACAAAAACACUGUACUUGCAACAUAAUUACAUAACAGGGUUUCCGUUGGAAGCGGGUCUGGCAUUGCCUGAUACGUUGUCGUUAUGCUUGACGUAUAACUGCAUGGUUCCGUCUGUGGGGUUGAUGGGGUGUCCCGCCAGUGCCGGUGGGCAGCUAUCGAGGCCACGGUCACAAUGUGUGGUGUUCAACCAUGGAAGGCCUAUACCUUAACAAUAAUAACAUUGAUUGAUGAUCAUCAAAUCAUACA
Messenger RNA from Populus nigra (black poplar), 1737 nucleotides. Its product is annotated as MDIS1-interacting receptor like kinase 2-like. The record is from RefSeq and is a predicted model, not a curated record. The coding region runs from base 453 to 1700 and encodes 415 amino acids. NCBI's taxonomy places the organism in Eukaryota, Viridiplantae, Streptophyta, Magnoliopsida, Malpighiales, Salicaceae. The transcript has a single exon. Gene Ontology annotation, molecular function: protein binding.